CAAUGGAUCAGCCGGUAUCAGCUGGCUGAGCCAAACAAAAUCAACUCCGAAUUCACUUCAGUAUGAUUCACUUUUUAGUUCUAAGUGAUUUUAAGUAAGAGAUAAGAUAGUGAAGAUAAAAGGUACAAUGAAAUAAUUUGUACGGAAUUUACAUAUAUGGAAGAAUGUUGCAAAAGCGCAUUGACCAAUAUUUUAAAUCAACAAUUAGUAAACGAAGGUCCAAUGUUAUGACUAACGUUAAAAAGAGUUCUGGAUUAAAAAAUAUCCCAUACUCAAGAAUUAGAAAGAAAAAGAAAAAUGAGGAACAAAAUACUUCAUUGUCUCAACGUAGUGUACAAUCUGAUAGCAUGUCAAAUUGUACAAUCAGACAUGAAAAGGUUAAUGAAAUCCAGGACAUUGAUACUGAUGCUAUAGAAUUGCUAUUUCAAAGUUGUGGUACAAUAGAAAGGAAUGAUUCGUCAUUGUGUAAGAAUAAUGAUAUAGAAGAAUCAUCUAAAAAUGUGGUUGGUAUUAAACAUGUACAGUCACCACUUACUGAUACAAGUGAUAUAAUAAAAAAGAAAAUAGUAAAUGAUAAUGAGAUAUGUUUAAGAACACCAAACAAAGAUAAUAAUAUCCACUUAAAAAGGACACCAAAUAAGAGAUUGAGGACUCCUGACAGUAAUAAUUCUCCAACAGCAAACUGUCAUGGUUCCAUUUCCCCAUCUAAAAGGUCAAAGUAUUCUCCAAAAGUUUCAAUUACAAAAAAUAUAACACCAAGAAAACUGUUUGGUCAUACUACAGAUUCUGAUAUUGUAAUAAAAGCAAUUGAGUAUAUGAAUCUAGCAAAGGAAGGUGCUAUUCCACAAAAUAAUUUUGAUUUAGAAGAAAUAUAUUCUAGUGGCACAUUUGAUUAUCAAUAUGAAUCCGUAAACACUAAGACUUCAAUGAAAUAUGAAUUAAAUGAAGUAAUUUUCUGUAAUGAUUUAAAAUCAAAAAUUUUGUACACUACAAUUUUUACUGUUCUUUCCAAUCCAAUUAAUUGUGGUUACUUUGAUGAAAAGGAAUUGGACUUCAUAUACUCCAUUGUUACUCUUCCUAAAGAAGCUCAAAUGCUCCUGGCAUGUAUGAUAAAAAGAAAAAGAACAUGGUAUAGGAAAAGUAAUAUAAAGUAUCCAGAAAUAGCUUCAGAUUUACACAAUGUUUUUAAACUUCUUGUCUCACAAUCUGUUUGCACAUUUGAGAUUAAAACUGAAAAUAUAUCUACCUUGCUUGAUUUACUGCAAGUUGACGAAAUUCGACAACUUUGUAAAAAUAUGAAGAUAGAUACUAAAGGAAAAAAAGAAAUUAUGAUAGGAAAACUACUAAAAUUAUCAAAGAAUAAAUCUUUGUUUCCUGGAGCGAAAAAACCUAAUAAUAUUUUGUAUACUUACAUUCUUGAUAUAUUAGAGUAUUGUAUACGCAUAACAGACAGAACAUGGAAUCUUAUUGACAAAAUAAUUACCUUACUGAUACCAAAUCAAGUUCCAAAAAUGAGUAUAGCAGAUACAUUUUUUAAGCUCUAUGAUAAUUAUACAGAAAAAGUAAAAUUUCCGAAUGUUCCUGUUACUCAGUUUCCAAUAUUUUCUUGUGAAUUACAUUUAGUAAGUUACAUUCAAGCUAAAUCUGUGUUGUUUAGUACAUUGCAAUCUAUUGAGAAAAAAGAUUGGAAGAAUGUUCAGUACUAUGGCAAUUCAGCUAUGGAGAUAUUGCCAAAUAUAUUGAAAGUUGAAUCAUUAAGACUACAAAAUUCUACACUUCCCAUGCAUGUAAGACGUUUUAUGCCUGGAUAUGUAUGGCUAAAAGUACUUUCAAAAUGUAUAGACGCGUUUAAAAAAGAUAAAGACAAAAAGCGAGUUAUUGAAAUUCUAAACUUCUUAAUAGAACAAAACUGUCAUAUGUCUAGAAGUAAGGGAAGAUGGUACAAUGAAUUGGCACUUAUUAAAAUGGUCCAUCAUAAAGAUGUGGAAGCUAGUGCUUCGAUAAUAAUACAAGCCUUAGGCACACAAAAUUUAUCGCGAGUAGAUAAAGUAGAACUUCUAGAAAGAGCCAAUAAAAUUAAUAAAAGAAAGACAGGAGUAAAGUCUCUUACAAAAUUCAAUAUUAAUGAAGUUUUAAAUGAUCAUAAUGAUCAAAUGCCAAAAUACAAAACUCCAUCUAAUACUAUUAAUGCUUCAAUGAUGCCUAAGAGUGCUGCAGGGAGUAAAAGUGUCUGGUGUAUAGAAAGUAAUAGCGAAAGUCAAAUGUAUGGAUCAGUAGAAAGGCUUGCAUCAUAUCAUUACUGUGAACAAGGUUUUUCAAAUGCAUUACACUGUGAAGGCGAAUUGCCAAUUCUUUUAUUCGUUACUUUAUUUUGGGAAGAACUUUAUGAUAUUCAUAUUCCUGGAGCGUUCGUAACUCCAUAUCAACAUGCACCAGACGAUUUAUUCACAGAACAUUUCUAUGAAAAUAGAAAAGAGAAAUUGGACAUGAAACUUCAGAUAAUUAAUGAUUUCGAUCCAGAAUCUUUAAGCAUGUACAUGGAAACAAGAUUUAAAACAUAUAGUCAAUAUCAAUCUAUAAUGAACUCAAGCUUGUUGAAAAGUAGUUCACAGUUGAAAGAAAUAGUAUGUUGUAUAGGAGUCCAUGGUAUCAUAGGAAUUUGUAAACGACUUAUAGAAAAUUUCAAACUGUGGAAGGCUGGAUUUCCUGAUUUAAUUGUAUGGAAUUAUAACACUAAACAGCAUAAAAUUGUAGAGGUAAAAGGUCCUAGAGAUGUUCUUUCAACAAAACAACAAUUAUGGUUGGAAUAUUUAAACCAGCUAGGACUUAGUACUGAACUAUGUCUAGUACGAGAUAAAUUCAGUGCAAAAAACUCUAUGGAAGAUCUGGAUGAAUGAAUAUUUUGCAUAUUAACCUCUAUUUAAAAGAAUUAUUCCAAAUCUGAGAGAUAUAAUGCUUUUAAAUGCUUUAAAAUACUACUUAUUUUUAAUGUUUUUCUACAAAAACUAUAUUAAUAUUCUAUUCAUAGAGCAUGUUAGAUAGUUCCGAAUUUAACU
Molecule: messenger RNA, 3056 nt
Organism: Hylaeus volcanicus
Lineage: Eukaryota; Metazoa; Arthropoda; Insecta; Hymenoptera; Colletidae
Product: fanconi-associated nuclease 1-like
Exons: 8
Coding region: 165-2897 (910 amino acids)
Biological process (GO): interstrand cross-link repair
Cellular component (GO): nucleus
Molecular function (GO): 5'-3' exonuclease activity; flap-structured DNA binding; 5'-flap endonuclease activity
Source: RefSeq, a predicted model, not a curated record